CUGAAGGAAAUCUGCAGUAGCCGGCCUCAAUUGUUUCAGACAUCGCUCGCGUCGCCGCCGGCGCCGUCAUAUUUUAGGCUUAGAGCUUCAUUUUAAUCUAAAUUCGCGGUUUUGAGAGUUUGGAUGGAGUUUUGUUGAGCUGAAUUAUACACCUAUUGGAAUUUUGAAAUGGCGACGUUUGCCAGACCUGAGAAUGCAUUGAAGCGAGCUGAAGAGUUGAUCAAUGUUGGACAAAAGCAAGAAGCUCUUGAAGCCCUUCAUAGUUUCAUUACCUCAAGGAGGUAUAGAGCCUGGACAAGAACACAUGAGAGGAUAAUGUUCAAGUAUGUGGAGCUAUGUGUUGACAUGAGAAGGGGAAGACAUGCAAAGGAUGGUCUUAUCCAGUACCGCGGUAUCUGCCAGCAGGUUAACAUUACAUCUCUAGAAGAGGUGAUAAAGCAUUUCAUGCAGUUGGCUACUGAGAAAGCAGAAAAUGCACGCAACCAGGCGCAGGCCCUGGAAGAGGCUUUAGAUAUUGAUGAUUUAGAAGCAGAUAAAAGGCCUGAAGAUCUAAUGUUGAGCUAUGUUAGUGGGGAAAAAGGUAAAGACAGAUCUGACCGGGAGCUUGUAACACCAUGGUUUAAGUUCUUGUGGGAAACUUACAGAACUGUCCUGGAGAUCUUGCGCAAUAACUCAAGAUUGGAAACCCUUUAUGCGAUGACUGCACAUCGUGCCUUUCAAUUCUGCAAGCAGUACAAAAGAACUACGGAAUUUCGGAGGUUGUGUGAAAUUAUUAGGAAUCAUCUAGCAAAUCUGAACAAGUAUCGAGAUCAGAGAGAUAGACCUGAUCUUACUGCUCCUGAAAGUUUGCAGUUGUAUCUUGACACAAGGUUUGAUCAACUGAAAGUUGCUACUGAGCUUGAGCUUUGGCAGGAAGCUUUUCGAUCAAUUGAGGAUAUACAUGGUUUGAUGUGUAUGGUUAAAAAGACGCCUAAAGCUCCAUUUAUGGUUGUAUACUAUUCCAAGCUCUCUGAAAUAUUCUGGAUGUCAUCCAAUCACCUCUAUCAUGCGUAUGCUUGGCUCAAGCUCUUCUCUCUUCAAAAGAGCUUUAACAAGAAUUUAAAUCAGAAGGAUUUACAGUUGAUAGCAUCCUCGGUAGUUUUAGCUACACUGUCUGUUCUCCCUUAUGAUCGCUCAUAUGGCGCAUCUCAUGUGGAGCUUGAACAUGAAAAAGAACGAGGAUUGAGGGUAGCAAGCCUUAUUGCAUUUGAUGUUGAAUCCAAACCAGAAAACAGAGAAGUGCUCUCAAGGUCGUCUCUUCUUUUGGAUUUGGUGGCAAAAGGUGUAAUGAACUGUGUGCAUCAGGAAGUGAAGGAUCUAUUCCAUGUAUUGGAAAAUGAAUUUCAUCCUUUAGACCUAGCAUUGAAAGUGCAGCCCUUGUUAACAAAGAUCUCUAAAAUUGGAGGCAAAAUUGCUACUACUGCUGUACCUGAUGUGCAGCUGUCCAAGUAUGUUCCUUCCCUUGAGAAGCUUGCUGCUCUUAGAUUGCUACAGCAGGUCUCACAAGUAUAUCAGUCUAUGAAAAUUGAUAACCUAUCACAGGUGAUUCCUUUCUUUGAUUUCUCUACUGUUGAGAAGAUCUUUAUGGAUGCAGUCAAGAAUAAUUUCUUAGCCAUGAAGUUGGAUUAUAGGAAGGGUGCCCUCUUCUUUGGUACCAAGUCUAUUGAAUCUGAAGGUCUACAUGAUCAUCUGUCUUUAUUUGCUGAAUCACUUAGCAAAGCAAGGGUUGUUAUCCACCCUCCUGUAAAGGGAGUUUCAAAGUUAGGGGAAAGACUUCCAAAUUUAGUGGAAGUGGUUGAGAAAGAGCACAAGCGGCUGUUAGCACGCAAGUCUCUAAUUGAACAGCGCAAAGAAGAACAAGAACGACAGCUUUUGGAGAUGGAACGGGAAGAGGAAGCGAAGAGGCUGAAAUUACAGAAAAUAACGGAAGAGGCUGAACAAAGGAGGCUUGCCACUGAGUUUGAACAAAUGAAGAAUCAACGAAUUCGCCGAGAAAUAGAGGAACGUGAACUUGAAGAAGCUCAGGCCUUACUACAAGAAGCCGAAAAGCGCAGUAAGAAGAAAGGGAAGAAACCUGUUUUGGAAGGAGAUAAGAUAACCAAGCAAUCUUUGAUGGAACUAGCCCUUAGUGAGCAGCUUAGGGAGAAGCAGGAAAUGGAGAAAAAAUUACAGAAGCUUGCAAAGACUAUGGACUAUUUGGAACGUGCAAAGAGAGAAGAAGCAGCUCCGCUUAUUGAAGCUGCCUUCCAACAACGUCUAGCUGAAGAAGAAGCUCUCCAUGAACUGGAACAACAGCAAGAAGUUAAUGCAAGCAGGCAAAGGCAUGCUGGAGAUCUGGAGGAGAAAAGAAGGCUUAGCCGGAUGAUAGAAAACAAGAAAAUUUUCCAAGAAAGGGUACUAACCCAAAGAAAAGAGGAGUAUGACAGGCUGAAGGAGGAGAGAGAACAGAGAAUUCAUCAAAUUAUUCAGGCACGGAAGCAAGAAAGAGAUGCAAAGAGGAAAAUGAUAUAUUUUCUGAGAUCUGAAGAGGAAAGGCAGAAAAAACUGCGCGAGGAGGAAGAGUUAAGGAAGAUGCAAGAGAUGGAAAGGCGGAAAAAGGAAGAGGCUGAGCGGAAGGCCAAGCUUGAUGAAAUCGCGGAGAAGCAGAGGCAGCGGGAGAGGGAGCUAGAGGAAAAAGAAAAACGAUGGAAGGAAGAGGUGUUGGGACGAUCUGCUGCAGUGCCACCAAGGACUGAGCCUUCUCCCAUGGCCCCUCCUGUGGAAGUAUCACAGGUAGCUCCAGCUGUUGCUGCCGCUGCAGCUCCAGCUCCAGCAGCAGAUAGGUACGUUCCAAAGUUUAGAAGAGGAGGUGCUGCUGCUGCUGCUGAGCCAGGUGGCCAGGCCUCACGACCUGAACCAGAUAGAUGGUCAGGUGGUGCCAGGACUGAGGCUCGAACAUCUCAACCUGGAGACAACUGGCGAGAUGAACGUAGACCUUCUUCCUUUGGUGCUUCAAGGUCCACUUGGCGUUCUUCUAGGGAACGUUGAUGGGGAUAUGUUGGAUAAUUGAUGUAUGCUCCUGAAUCAGAGUGGCCUAUUCAACGUGUUCUCCGCAGCUUGGCAUCUUGGAUCAUUUCUCUUAAGCCCUUGUUGAACAUAAUUAUUAUUAUUAUUAUUAUACUGUGAAGUUUUGAUGUUGAAUUUCUGCAGAUUUUGUGACUGCCGUGGCAUUCAAGUACAAGUUCUGAACCUUGAGACGGCACCUGUAAUCGACUUAAUUUCACUUGUUUUGCUACUGUUUGGAUUCCUUCA
Andrographis paniculata is the source of this 3330-nucleotide messenger RNA. Its product is annotated as eukaryotic translation initiation factor 3 subunit A. The transcript has 15 exons. Bases 169 to 3066 code for a protein of 965 amino acids. Gene Ontology annotation, biological process: translation reinitiation; formation of cytoplasmic translation initiation complex. Gene Ontology annotation, molecular function: mRNA binding; translation initiation factor activity. Gene Ontology annotation, cellular component: eukaryotic translation initiation factor 3 complex, eIF3m; multi-eIF complex; eukaryotic translation initiation factor 3 complex, eIF3e. NCBI's taxonomy places the organism in Eukaryota, Viridiplantae, Streptophyta, Magnoliopsida, Lamiales, Acanthaceae. The record is from RefSeq and is a predicted model, not a curated record.